Molecule: messenger RNA, 730 nt
Organism: Sinocyclocheilus grahami
Lineage: Eukaryota; Metazoa; Chordata; Actinopteri; Cypriniformes; Cyprinidae
Exons: 4
Coding region: 17-640 (207 amino acids)
Biological process (GO): response to bacterium
Source: RefSeq, a predicted model, not a curated record
ACGAUCGACAGACACAAUGGAGAAAUCGGUUUUCUUCUUCUGUGUGUUUUCAUGUUGGAUUAUGCAAGUCACAUCCAAUGAUGCGUCAGUACGAGGGUCUUAUGAUCUGCUGAGGGUUCAGAUGGGAGAAAAUAUCAGUCUGAACUGCAGCAUGAGAGACCGAUAUGAAGUCGCCUGGUAUCACCUCAAUUCUGAAAAACUAGAUCUAUUGAUUUCUGUGAAGAAAGACAAAACUGGAAGAAAUCUCCUGACCAACUAUGAUCCAAACAGCCCUCGUCUGAAACUUACUGCAGACACAAGGAUCACCAGAGUCUCUCUAGAUAUUUCUGGAGUAACAGAGUCAGAUUUGGGCAUUUAUUUCUGUGGAACAAAGUCUGAUGCUCCAGAGAUGUUCUUCGACAAACCCCUCAGACUAGAGAUCGCGGGUCUUUCUGUAACAGAAAAGCCUAAAGAAGUUGACAUCACAGAUGGAGUGACUACGAUCGAGAGGGCAUUGAUGUUUGGUGGUGUAGGUCUGGCUAUUGUUGUGUUUUUUCUGGCUACAGUCAUUGCAGGAGGAAUCCUUCACUAUCGCGGCUGGCAGAAAGGAUGGCGCGCAGCCAAACGCUCAUCUCUGAUUCAGCACAAAUCAUCUAAAUGACACAUUUGUGUGCUUUAUUUUACUGUCUGAGCUUUGCACUGCCAGUUAAAUGAGCACUUCUGUAGGUUACCACAAACUAAAACAGAACAC